Alexandromys fortis (reed vole) is the source of this 4362-nucleotide messenger RNA. Its product is annotated as KIAA0319 like. Bases 280 to 3432 code for a protein of 1050 amino acids. The record is from RefSeq and is a predicted model, not a curated record. Gene Ontology annotation, cellular component: membrane; cytoplasmic vesicle; Golgi apparatus. Lineage: Eukaryota; Metazoa; Chordata; Mammalia; Rodentia; Cricetidae. Gene Ontology annotation, biological process: neuron migration. The transcript is spliced from 21 exons.
GGAUCAACAUGAGGAGUGUGUUUCCGGGUCGAGCCCCGGGAGGUGGGAGGAGGCGGCGUUUCCGGCCGCGGUCGCUGUCCAGGGAGGCUGAGGCAAGAGGGAGCUGUCCGGGUGGGGAGCCAGCACUUUCUUCUUUCUCUUUCUCCUCCUCUGCGUGAGGGGAGAGAAGGUUUGGGGCCUCCGAGCCCAUGGACCGGGAGGAGGCGGAGGCCGCCGAGAGCCGGCACCCCUCUAUGUGGUCCUGAGCCCCGUGUAUUGGUUCUGCCUCUCUGGAAGGCCAUGGAGAAGAGGCUGGGAGUCAAGCCAAGUCCUGCUUCCUGGAUUUUGCCAGGAUAUUGUUGGCAGACAUCAGUGAAGCCGCUGAGAAGCCUGUACCUGCUCUAUACUUUCUUCUGCUUCGGCGCUCUGUGGUUGUCAACAGAUGCUAAUGAGAGCAGAUGCCAGCAGGGGAAGACACUCUAUGGAGUUGGCUUGAGAACUGGGGGAGAAAAUCACCUUUGGCUUCUUAAAGGAAGCCUGUCUUUCCAAGCUUGUUGGGCUGCCUGCUGCCAGGACUCUGCCUGUCAUGCUCUUUGGUGGCUGGACGGGAUGUGUUUUCAGGCCGACUGCAGCAAGCCCCAAAGCUGCCAGCCUUUUAGGACAGACUCUUCCAAUUCCAUGGUGAUAAUUUUUCAAAAAUCCCAAACUGCAAAUGGCUUGGGCCUUCUACCUGAAGAUGAUGAGCCACUUCUCCUGAGGCUGGGCUGGGGCAGGACGUCUUGGAGGAGGCAGAGCCUCGCCAGGUCUCCCCUCACCCUUGCUGUGUCCUCUGAUGACCAUCAGAGUUUAACCAGGGCUCGUCAGAAGAGAGAUCAUCUCGGUGAAGUGGCACCACCUGGAGCGGUGCGGCAUUCUCAAUUGAAUGGCUCGGAGGAAGCAGGUGCUGUGAGUCCCAGCGCCUCUGUAGAGGUCCACAAAGUCGUCACAGUUUCCAGUCCCAUCACCACUGACCAUACUACACAGACUCCAGAUUUUCCAAAGAAUGUGUCCGUCCAUCCUGAACCAUCAGAGCAUUCCAGUCCUACAUCCAGUACUCAGCAAGUAAAAAGCACUGAGCACAGCCCAACUGAUCUCCCUCUUCCAGUGGUCCCCUCCUACAGCUAUGCUACCCCUAUGCCCCCGGCCUCUUCCCAGAGCACCUCAGCACCAUACCCAGCUGUAAAGGAACUGGUGGUGUCUGCUGGGAAGAGUGUCCAGAUCACCCUGCCUAAGAAUGAAGUUCAGCUAAAUGCCUACGUUCUCCCAGAACCAGAACAAGGAGAAACCUACACCUACAACUGGCAGCUGAUUACUCAUCCCAGAGACUACAGUGGGGAAAUGGAAAGGAGACACUCCCAGGUCCUCCGACUGUCCAAGCUGACUCCAGGCCUGUACGAAUUCAAGGUGAUUGUGGAAGGUCAGAAUGCCCACGGGGAAGGCUACGUGAACGUGACAGUGAAGCCAGAACCCCGUAAGAAUCGGCCUCCUGUUGCUAUUGUGUCCCCCCAGUUCCAGGAGAUCUCGUUGCCAACCACUUCAACCAUUAUUGAUGGCAGCCAGAGCACUGAUGACGAUAAAAUUGUCCAGUACCACUGGGAGGAGCUCAAGGGGCCUCUGAGAGAAGUGAAGAUCUCUGAAGACACAGCCAUUCUAAAACUAAGUAAGCUCAUCCCCGGGAACUACACUUUCAGCCUGACUGUCGUUGACUCUGAUGGGGCUACGAACUCCACCACUGCGAGCCUGACAGUGAACAAAGCUGUGGAUUACCCUCCUGUGGCCAAUGCAGGCCCCAACCAAGUGAUCACCCUGCCUCAGAACUCCAUCACCCUCUUUGGAAACCAGAGUACUGACGACCAUGGCAUCACUAGCUAUGAGUGGUCCCUCAGCCCAAGCAGCAAAGGGAAGGUGGUGGAGAUGCAGGGAGUUAGAACGCCAACCCUGCAGCUGUCUGCAAUGCAAGAAGGAGACUAUACCUACCAGCUCACAGUGACAGACACAAUAGGCCAGCAGGCGACUGCUCAAGUGACUGUGAUUGUGCAGCCUGAGAACAACAAGCCUCCUCAGGCAGAUGCAGGCCCAGACAAAGAGCUGACCUUGCCAGUGGACAGCACAACCCUAGAUGGCAGCAAGAGCACGGAUGACCAGAGAAUUGUCUCCUAUCUUUGGGAGAAGACCCAGGGGCCUGACGGGGUGCAGCUGGAGAACUCCAACAGCAGCGUCGCCAUUGUGACGGGGCUGCAAGUGGGGACCUAUGUGUUCACCUUGACUGUCAAAGAUGAGAGGAACCUGCAGAGCCAGAGCUCCGUGAAUGUCAUUGUCAAAGAAGAAAUAAACAAGCCGCCAAUAGCCAAGAUCACCGGGAAUGUGGUGGUUACCCUACCCACAAGCACAGCAGAGCUGGAUGGCUCCAGGUCCUCGGAUGACAAGGGGAUAGUCAGCUACCUGUGGACUCGAGACGAGGCGAGCCCAGCUGCAGGGGAGGUGCUGAAUCAGUCUGACCAUCACCCCGUCCUCGUCCUCUCUAACCUGGUUGAGGGAACCUAUACGUUUCAUCUGAAAGUGACCGAUGCCAAGGGUGAGAGUGACACAGACCGGACCACCGUGGAAGUGAAACCUGAUCCCAGGAAAAACAACCUGGUGGAGAUCAUCUUGGAUGUUAAUGUGAGCCAGCUGACGGAGAGGCUGAAAGGGAUGUUCAUUCGCCAGAUUGGGGUUCUCCUGGGGGUGCUGGAUUCCGACAUCAUUGUGCAAAAGAUUCAGCCGUACACGGAGCAGAGCACCAAGAUGUUAUUUUUUGUUCAGAAUGAGCCUCCCCACCAGCUCUUCAAAGGCCAUGAGGUGGCAGCCAUGCUCAAGAGUGAACUGCGGAAGCAGAAGGCUGACUUCCUGAUAUUCAGAGCCCUGGAAAUCAACACUGUCACAUGUCAGCUGAACUGUUCUGACCACGGCCACUGUGACUCAUUCACCAAGCGCUGUAUCUGUGACCCAUUUUGGAUGGAGAAUUUCAUCAAGGUGCAGCUGAGGGACGGAGACAGCAACUGUGAAUGGAGCGUGCUGUAUGUUAUUAUUGCAACCUUUGUCAUUGUUGUUGCCUUGGGAAUCCUGUCUUGGACGACUAUCUGUUGCUGCAAGAGGCAAAAAGGAAAACCCAGGAGGAAAAGCAGAUACAAGAUCCUGGAUGCCACUGAUCAGGAGAGCCUGGAGCUGAAGCCAAGCGCCCGAGCAGGCAGCAAACAGAAAGGCCCCAUGCUGAGCAGCAGCUUGAUGCACUCAGAGUCGGAGUUGGACAGCGAUGAUGCCAUCUUCACAUGGCCAGACCGGGAGAAAGGCAAACUCCUGCAUGGUCAGAAUGGAUCUGUGCCGAAUGGGCAAACACCUUUGAAGACCAGGAGCCCACGGGAGGAGAUCUUAUAACUCCUUGGUCUGUCUCAUCAAAUUGAGCCCCAGUGCCAGGGGCCAGAGCACGUCUAGGCUGGUUCCUGACCUCCUGGGUCUGAGGGCAGCUGCUCUCCCAGCGUGUGCUGGUCACUCCAUCCCAACAGCCCUCUUCAGAACUGCUGGUACUUGAAUCCACAGACACUUUAUAGGAACCCCUGAAUGAAGCUGUGAAUGAAGGUUUCCUCUAUGAACCUAUGUGGUAGGCCCCCCCAAUAUCCUCAUCUCAGGGCCUCACUUUGCACACAUGUUCCUGCCCCCUGCCCAAGAGCAGACACAGCCAGCCCCUUAGCCUCUUCUCUGCUGUUAGAACAGUGCAGCUGAGCCCAGAGCCGAGUGCCACCAGCCUAGCCCUCGGCAUAUAGUCUUUGUUAGCUUCUCUGGGACAGUGUGCCCUGCCUUUCCUAAGCCAAGAGAAAUCCUUGCCCACUAACUGCUGCCUGGCCCCUCAUCUCAAGAGCUGGCUUGUGUACUGACCGUAUCAGGGACAUAGGGGGGCUUGCUGGGGAUGACCAGCUCCUGCUUCCAGGCUCAGGCCACCCCUCAUUCUCCCAGAGGAGAUAGCCACAGAUCGACUGGAACUCUGUGGCAUUCGCGUGCAUGUGUGUGACUGCCCCACUGUGGUCCCUUCCUUGUCCCUCCAUCCAUGUCUUUUCUGUGUCCUUUGCACGCGUGAGUGCUUGAGUGUAUGGGUACCUGUUCCUUAUAGGUCUCUUGGCUGCUCUCAAGGCAGCUCUAACUUGGAGACUUUCAGCUCCUUGGAAGACUAUUAAUCCCUCUGGCCCUGUCACCAGUUCCUCAGCCAUGGUGUCGGGAGUUUCAGGGAAAGUGACUUUUUAAACAAAGGACUUAAAAUUUCUACUGCUGCACUAUCUGUUGUGAGAUAAUUAAACAUGCUAUUUAAUUGUG